GUUCUGGUGCUGGUUGUUGUUGUGUUGGUUGUGGUGCUUGUGGUUGUGGUGCUGGUUGUUGUUGUGUUGGUUGUGGUGCUUGUGGUUGUGGUGAUGGUUGUUUAGCUGGUGGUUCUGGUGCUUGUGGUUGUGGUGAUGGUUGUUUAGCUGGUGGUUCUGGUGCUUGUGGUUGUGGUGAUGGUUGUUUAGCUGGUUGUUCUGGUGCUUGUGGUUGUGGUGAUGGUUGUUUAGCUGGUGGUGCUGGUUGUGGUGCUGCUGGUUGUUUGGCUG
Messenger RNA from Racocetra persica, 270 nucleotides. NCBI's taxonomy places the organism in Eukaryota, Fungi, Glomeromycota, Glomeromycetes, Diversisporales, Gigasporaceae. The record is from the annotation of a GenBank genome assembly.